Heterotrigona itama is the source of this 1792-nucleotide messenger RNA. The record is from the annotation of a GenBank genome assembly. NCBI's taxonomy places the organism in Eukaryota, Metazoa, Arthropoda, Insecta, Hymenoptera, Apidae.
AUGUCUUUUAAACCUCCUUUUAAAGUUGGUAAGUUACAGUACCACUAUGAAUUUCAGAAUCACAUUAGUCAGACACGUGGCUAUUAUUUUGGAGUAAAGUAACCUCGUUGCGCGUUAUUUAAAACACAUGAUUAAAUAAACUGUUGGAAUAGAAUGUCGUAAAAGAAAAAAUAUGAAUAUUGAAAUAUGAAUGCCUUUGGUAAUUUUUAAAUGAUAUGAAGUAACAUAUCAUCAACGCGAUUAACUGAUUGAACGUUUGUGGAAUUGUUUCAAAAGUAGCACGUUAUAAUUUAUCAAUUAUAUGUAAUUGUUCUUUAUUUCUAAAUAAAGAGAAUAGAACAUAUGUAUUUACACAAUUUUUCAUUCAAUUUAAUAAUGAAACAUUUAAAGAUAUAUUAUAGAAUGAAAUUUCAAAAAAAUGUUGAUUCAAUCAUGUAUCAAUGAACAAUACCAAUUUCUAACAAUUGUAGCUGACUUGUCAUGUAUCAAUGAAUAGUACCAAUUUCUAACAAUUGUAGCCGACUUGUCGCUGGCGGAAUGGGGACGAAAGGAAAUUAAUUUGGCGGAGCAUGAGAUGCCUGGUCUCAUGGCCAUAAGAAAGAAAUAUGGCCCAGAAAAAGUUUUGAAUGGUGCACGAAUUGCUGGCUGCUUACACAUGACAGUUCAGACUGCCGUUCUCAUUGAAACUCUCGUUGAACUCGGGGCCGAGGUUCAAUGGUCCUCGUGUAAUAUAUUCAGCACGCAAGAUCAUGCAGCAGCAGCUAUUGCAAAAACGGGGGUUCCCGUGUACGCUUGGAAGGGCGAAACCGACGAAGAAUAUCUCUGGUGUAUAGAGCAGACUCUCGUAUUUAAAGAUGGGAAACCAUUGAAUAUGAUUCUUGACGAUGGUGGCGAUUUGACCAACUUAGUACACACCAAAUUUCCGGAAUAUUUGAAGGAAUGCCGAGGUCUUUCCGAGGAGACAACAACCGGAGUUCACAAUCUAUAUCGCAUGAUGAAAGAAGGCACUUUGAAAGUUCCUGCUAUAAAUGUAAACGACUCAGUAACGAAGAGUAAGUUCGACAAUCUUUAUGGAUGUAGAGAAUCGUUAAUCGAUGGUAUCAAACGAGCGACGGAUAUCAUGAUUGCUGGAAAAGUUUGCGUGGUCGCUGGAUACGGAGAUGUUGGCAAAGGUUGUGCUCAAAGUCUCAGGGCACUUGGUGGACGUGUGAUAAUCACAGAAAUUGAUCCUAUUAACGCGUUACAAGCUGCCAUGGAAGGAUACGAGGUAACAACGAUGGAAGAAGCGUCAAUCAAAGGACAAAUUUAUGUUACCACUACCGGUUGUAAAGACAUCAUAGUGGGUGACCAUUUUAUAAAUAUGCCGGAAGAUGCUAUAGUUUGCAACAUUGGUCAUUUCGACUGCGAAAUUGACGUUGCAUGGCUUGAGAAAAACACUGUUGAAAAAGUGAACAUUAAACCACAAGUAGACCGAUAUCAAUUGAAAAACGGCAGGCACAUUAUUCUUCUCGCAGAAGGUCGAUUGGUUAAUCUUGGAUGCGCCACAGGACAUUCCAGUUUUGUAAUGAGCAACUCGUUCACAAAUCAAGUAUUAGCGCAAAUAGAAUUGUGGACCAAACCUGGGUUUUAUCCAAUCGGAGUUCAUAUGUUGCCGAAGAAGUUGGAUGAAGAAGUCGCUGCGUUGCAUUUAAGUCAUCUUGGUGUAAAAUUGACGAAAUUAACAGAGGAACAAGCGAAAUAUCUUGAUGUACCUAGAGAAGGACCUUAUAAAGCUGAUUAUUACCGAUACUAG